Molecule: messenger RNA, 1032 nt
Organism: Penicillium subrubescens
Lineage: Eukaryota; Fungi; Ascomycota; Eurotiomycetes; Eurotiales; Aspergillaceae
Product: zinc-binding alcohol dehydrogenase family protein
Exons: 1
Coding region: 1-1032 (343 amino acids)
Molecular function (GO): oxidoreductase activity, acting on NAD(P)H
Source: RefSeq, a predicted model, not a curated record
AUGCCUUCAAAUCGCGCAGCAUGGCAAGACGCCGUCGGCAUCCCCCUCUCCAUCCGACAAACCCCCUACCAAACCAACCUAACCCCAACCCAAAUCCUCAUCAAAACCCAAGCAUGGGCCAUAAACCCCGCCGACCACAUCCUCCAGGACAUAUCCCUCCCCUUCGUCAAAUACCCCGUAAUCCUCGGCGAAGACAUCGCCGGAACAAUCGAAGCCCUCGGCAGCGAAGCCAGUGCCCAUUUCCAGAUCCAUGAUCGUGUGCUUGCUUUCGCGCAGGGCGCAACACGGGGAUCAGAUAUGGGCGGGUUCCAGGAGUAUGUCGUCGUGGAUAUGGCGUUUACAUGUGGUAUACCGGGGGGCAUGAGUUUCGCUGAAGCGAGUGUUUUCCCGUUGGGGUUUACGACCGCAGCUCAUGCGUUGUUUAAUAGUAAGACUCUUGCUUUGCCGGGGCCGGAAGUUGAUGUCGUGCCUGGGAGCAUGGGGAAACGAGUGCUUGUAUGGGGUGGUGCGUCUUCUGUUGGUGGGAAUGCGAUUCAAUUAGCCCGUGCGGCGGGAUUGGAAGUUCUUACCACGGCGUCGAAGAAGAAUUUUGAAUUUGUGGGGAAGCUGGGUGCGAGUAUGGUCUUUGAUUAUACUAGUGAGACUGUCGUGGCGGGUAUCGUUUCUGAACUGGAUAAUAGCGGCGUUCCUUGUGUGGGAAUCUUUCAGGCUGCUGGGCACACUGAUUCUCUCGGGCCUUGUUUUGAGAUUGCACAGCGGGUGAAGGGGGAUAUUUUUGUUAUUACGACUUCCCCAUUGCAGGAGGGUGUUGUUCCUGAGGGGGUGAGGGCGAAGAUGUUGCUUGGGGAUAGUCAUGAUGAUAUCCUGGUUAUGUGGAAGGAGUUCUUGCCAAAGGCAUUGAAGGAGGGUAAGUAUAUUGUUGCUCCUGAGCCGCUUGUUGUUGGAACGAGGGGGUUGGAGGGGAUUCAAUUGGGAUAUGAUAUUCUGAGGAAGGGUGUUUCGGCGAGGAAGGUCGUUGUUCUAGCAAAGUAG